Molecule: messenger RNA, 2563 nt
Organism: Sinocyclocheilus anshuiensis
Lineage: Eukaryota; Metazoa; Chordata; Actinopteri; Cypriniformes; Cyprinidae
Product: protein FAM161A-like
Exons: 8
Coding region: 87-2432 (781 amino acids)
Biological process (GO): cilium organization
Cellular component (GO): cilium
Source: RefSeq, a predicted model, not a curated record
ACGCGGUCGUCAAGGAGACGCGCACCUGUUACAGUCAAAAAGCGGCCAGUCAGUCGAAUGUAAGCAGUCUGGAGGCAGAGACGGAUAUGAAGAAGUCUCACCGCACUAAUGUCCUGGUGAUGUCCUGUCUGAAGACGCCGGUGGAUCCGCACACUAAAGUCCCUUUAGCUCAGUAUGAGAGGGAGCGAUCGUUGCCCGCGCUCACGGACAACAUGCACUAUGAGAAAGAGAUUGAGUACGACUCUGGAUCUGAGCUGGUGACUGAUGACCCUCCUGCUAAAGACAGCAAUGCACUGCUGAUCAAAGACUACCGCGUGACGGGCGAUCACAUCGAUCUCAGGGAGUUCUACUUCUCAAACCAAGAGUACUACCGUAAGCUAGAGCAGCUGAAGAAGGCUCAUCUCCAAACGAUGGCCGAACUCGAACUCAUGUAUCGCAAGAAACUGGACCUCAAGGGGGUGAGCGCGGCGGACAACAGUGAUCGGACCAAUCUUUCCCCACAAGGAAGGAGUCCAGUGAUAACCAGCAAUCUGAAAAAAGCCCGGUCUGCUCUGGAGCUGCGGCGGACUUCAGAUCUUUCUGACCUGUCUGAUGAAGAGUGCAAUGCUGACAAUGGCAACACCGAGAAAGGCCUUCAAAUCUCGCCCAAAGAGCACAUCAAGAACAUGUGGCAGGACUUCAGCGUGCAUAAGCUUUCUUCACCUCAGUGGCACCCCUUUUCAUCCUCACUGCAGAGCUUGCCUGCUGACUGCCAGGCUGCUAGCAAACUCAAGGGUCAACGGCUAAAAAAACACAAGCAAAUGGUAGACGAGGGUUGGCAUCCGAGAGUAACAGUCCCCAAGCCUUUCCAGAUGACCCUUCGUGAGGCAGAACGCCGCAAGAAGGGCAUAAAAUCACGUUCAGAGAUGGAACAAGAGAACGCGGAUCUCCGGCGCCAGGUGGAGGAGCUCACCGAGUGCCAGAGGAAGUUCCACGCCAGUCCGGCGCCUGCGCAUGUGUGCCUCCCGCUGUACGAGGAGCUGCAGGAGCGUGACGAGGAGCGCCGGCGGCUUCAUCGCGACUUGGAGCAGCAGCGUCUCCACACCUCGCAAAGACCCUUCAGCUUCCUGGAGCGCGAACGGCUGAAGAAAGAGCAGAAGGAGGCCAAGCUCCGUGAGCAAAUGCUCAAACACGACCGAGAGGAAGAGGAGAGAAGGAAAUGCCCCUUCAAGGCCAAACCCGUGCCACGGACAGUGAAGGAGGCCGCGUCGGGCGAGCAGCAGAAGGAGGAGGAGCUCUACAGGGCCAUCAAGAUGCAGAUGCGGGCGAGAGAGUUGCUUCACGGCGCGUCCAUGCCUCCUAGCAUGCUUGCGCGGCAGCUUAGUGAGAAACAGGUGCACAAAGCUGCCCAGGACGAAGAGCAAACACACAGACCCAAAAUCAACGCCGAAGUUCCAGACUUCGACGGCAGCUACAGGAGGUUUCGGAAGCAGCUGGCGAAGUGCAAAGAAGUGCGGCCCGUGACAGCAUGUGAACCCUUCCAGCUGCGCACGGCUAAUAUUGCCUCGCACAAAGAACGCAUCAUGGCAGAUAUCGAGGCAGAGAUAAAGAGCCCAAAACCGCAGCACCUGUCCAUUGAUCCCGAACCCUGUCCCUGCUGGCUUACCCUCUUUACCCCUACGAGUAGAAAAGUUCUUGAGCAGAGAAAGCGGGAAGAAGAGGAGGAGGAGAAAUGGAAGGAGAAGCAAAAACAGAGAGAGAAGAGACUACAAAAAGUGAUCACAAAGCGAGCCCAGGCGAACGACCCGCACGUGACCCUGGCCCAGACAUGCCCGUCCAAACUAAAAGAGUUCAGGAAACAAGAUCUUCAGAGACAAAGAGAGUACUGGGAGGAGAUGAGAGAAAUCCAGGAAAGAGUGAAAGGAAGACCUCUGUUACUGGAACAGGUAGCACAGAUGAAUGCUAAGAGAGCAGCAGAAAAGCUCUACUCUGCCACUUUGCAUGGAUGUGGUCUGAGUGAAUCCUUUAUCAGCAGUAAAGCUCCUAAAGGCUUGAAACACAGGCAGACUCCAAGCCCCGCCCACUCCGGCAGCCAAACUCCACCCACAUACAGUAAAAUCAGGAAUGAAGAUAAUGAGGAACUUCCAGACCUGCAGGAUUCUCUUCUCGGAGACUAUGCAGAUGAUUACGAGGAGUAUGACCAUGACAUGGAAGCAGAACACAUGGACAGAGAUGAGGACGACAGGCACAGUGAAUGUCAUGAAACUGAUGAGGAAAAGGGCAACGAUGAAGGACACUCAUAUCAUGACAAGCUGGCUUUUGAUGAUGAUGAUGAACAGGAUGAGCGUUAUAAAGAUGAUGACGUCAGCAGGAAGCACAGCCAGAGCAGCAGGGGUAGUGAAAGUAAAAACAGUCACCAUUGCGACAGAAGCAGAACAGGUAGUAUUAAUUAGGUGACAAAGAAAAACGGGAAGAUCAGAAAAGUGGCCAUUAGCUUUAUUCUACAUAUUUAAUUUGUUUUUAAACAAAGCAAACCUCAGUAGCAAAUUGUUGUUGGAUAUAUGUGUGAGAAAAUCUCACAAAC